CCAGCCCUACCAGUACUACGCCAUGCCCGCGGGCCAGUUCCCGGCACAACAGGCGUACGUGCCCGUGAACAUGGCCACUGGCGCGGGCGGCUACGUGCCCGGGCGCAAGAAGCACUUCAAGAGCCACAACCACCACCACAACGGCCACCACCAGAGCAGCCACGGCCAAGGGGGGCUGCAUCACCCCUAUUCCAAGCACGCGUCGCCGACACCCUCGCCGAACGUGGCCCCGGACUCGGGCGGCGCUGCCAAGCCGCGAGGCGCAGACGUGAACAAUUCGGAGCUGGUCCCACGCAUUGACGAUUCUGCAACUUCCACGUCCGCCAGCAUCACGGCGCCCACGAGCCCGAGACCGACGCCGCCGCCUAGCCACAGCUCGCCGAAACAGGGCCGCGGGUCCCGCCCCGAAGACAGCAUGCCCGCGCCCACGGCGCCGGCCCUCAAACAAGUGUCAUCUCCUGCUGCCGCGUCAUCGUCUGCGGCUCCAUCAUCUGCGGCCCCUUUUUCUCCUGCCGCUUCAUCGUCUGUCGCUUCAUCUCAGCCUGUCGAGCUGCCUGCCACACUGCCUGCCACACUACCUGCCACACUGUCUUUUUCCGGACAAGCGAGCCAUCCAGAUCGCUCUCUGAAGGACGUGCUCCCACUUCUACUCAACAUCACCCGGGACGAGCUAAUAUCGAGCAGAAACGCCAUACAUCAGUCCACCAAACAGCUCCUUGAAAGCAGGUCCCGCCACACAGAGAGCUUGGUUGCAGCUGAUCCCAACAGGGACUACCUCGUCGAUAUAAGACGCAGGAUCCAAAUCAUAGAUCAUACCAAAGGCUCUGAGUACGAAACUUCCCUCGGAGCUGGACUCCCACCAAGACCCAGCAAACCUAACGAUAACGAAACUAAUGACUCCAACGCCUCCAAGCCCCCGCUUAACUGGGCUUCACUUCUCCAAUCCGCAGUGCAGAAACCUGCCAAGCUCAAGGCCCACACGCCUCUGAAUGGGCAAUACGCAUCCAAGCCCCUCCCGCCUUCUGUUUCUGUGGCCCCCACGCUGACUGACCGAUGCCAAUCCCUCGGCUUGUUGGUGAUGUCGAUGUUGUACGACCCCGCAUUCAAUCUUAAUGCUCACGAACCAUACACACUAAAACCGCGAGGUCUUACCAACACCGGUAACAUCUGCUAUAUGAAUGCCGUCCUUCAAUGCUUGAUCUAUUGUGCGCCGUUCAACAAGACUCUUCGGCUUGUCGAGGAAAAGUCCCUCGGUAUCUUGGGUAAGUCUUCGACCCCUGUCCUUGAUGCCACCAUUAAGUUCGUGAACGACUUUGCAACCGUUACCGCCACGAGCAAGUCAGGCGGAAGCUCCACCAACAGCGAGGGUAUCGUGGUCGGGCGCCCGCUUUCCCCAGAGAGCCUCUACAUGAAACUUGUCGAAAACCCCAAAUUUCAGCAUCUCAAAUGGGGCCAGCAAGAAGACGCGGAGGAGUUCUUGGUCUAUUUGCUCGAUGGUCUCCACGAGGACUUUGUGACGGCAGAAGCUUCCGUGACUGCUGAUCAAAUGGAGCAACUUAUAUCUUUGUACGGACUGAAACUUGACGCCCCACAUGCUCAAGACCUCAAGACGAGAAUGAAGAACGCCCUUCGCCUAGUGAAGCAUGUCGAGAAUGAUGCUGCUGAAGAUCAUGAGGGUUCGCAAGACGAGCAAAGUGAAAACGGCUGGUCAGAAGUGGGAGGCCGUCGUAAAGUCUCCAGCAAGAGAGUCUCUGAAGUGGAGCCAUCUCCAAUCACCAGCAUCUUUGGUGGACGUUUCCGCAGCGUAUUGACCGUUCCAAAGUCUAAGGAAUCGCACUCCAUUACUGUUGACCCAUACAGAUGUAUUCUGUUGGAUAUUUCACUGUGUGAUGUACAAACUAUUGAAGAUGCGUUGUGGAAAUUGAAUGAAGUGGAAAACCUCCCUUACAAAACUGAAGGCGGACUAGAAGUGGUGGCGCAAAAACAAACGUAUAUCGAGGAUUUACCAGAAGUGCUUACAUUGCAACUCAAGAGGUUUUCGUUUCAACAGAAACAAGAACAACUGCUUGGUAAUGGCUUGGAGCCAACGGUGAAUGAGUUGUCUCAUUUCCACGGUGUUGGGAAAAUCGAGAAAGUGUUGAAGAAUAUCAGCUAUGGACUUGACUUGGCGAUUCCUCUUGAGUCAUUAUCUACUGCUGCCCGGCACACGCAAAACAGAAAUUAUCUGUUGACUGGUGUGAUCUACCACCACGGGCGUAAUGCAGAGGGAGGACAUUAUACAUGUGACGUGCUUCGCGGAGACAAGAAAUGGCUUCGAAUUGAUGACACUGCCGUUGAGCCGAUUAAUGCUGAUGCGGUGACGGAAAAGCCCGAGGCCACUGACAAGAGUGCCUACAUUUUAAUUUAUCAAAGGAAGCAGGCCUCUGACACCUGAGGACACUCUUAAUGAAAGUAUGGAAAUAGAGUAACAAAACAUUUAGAGACGGGAGAGUAGAACUUGUAAUUACUUCUUGCCUCUCAGCUUCGACCCACCAGUUUCAGAGCUAUGAAAAGAUCAUUGCGGUAAUUCUUUUGCGCUUCUGUAAAAGGGUUGGUACGGGUGUAUCACCACAUUGCUGAAAUCCCAGACACCUUUCUCGGCAUAAACGUCCAGUUUCAAAAACUCCAAGACUUCCGAUUUGGUCUCGGCU
Molecule: messenger RNA, 2690 nt
Organism: Metschnikowia bicuspidata var. bicuspidata NRRL YB-4993
Lineage: Eukaryota; Fungi; Ascomycota; Pichiomycetes; Serinales; Metschnikowiaceae
Product: mRNA-binding ubiquitin-specific protease
Exons: 1
Coding region: 23-2434 (803 amino acids)
Biological process (GO): protein deubiquitination
Cellular component (GO): nucleus; cytosol
Molecular function (GO): cysteine-type endopeptidase activity; cysteine-type deubiquitinase activity
Source: RefSeq, a predicted model, not a curated record